AUGUCGGGGAUCUCCAUCGUGCGGACCUCCAUGGCAUGGACCUUCUCCGCGGACCUCCUUCGCCCGGACCUCCAUGGCGUAGACCUUCGGCGCCACGGACCUCCAUGGCAUGGACCUCCACUACAAGGACCUUCAUGUUUGUCCCUUCCAUCAAAUCCUAGCCGCCGCCACCCCAGUCUCUUCUCUGUUUCCGUGCCUGACCAACCAUCGCGGCUCGUUCCCACAACCGCCUCUUUCCAGCUUCAGCGCCUCGUCCCCGAGCUCUCGGACGCCACCGUUCCCGUCCAUCACAGGCGACUGAAACCAGCAGGCCCCAGCGCUGUAGCACCUGAUCGUCUUGGCCUCCACCUGCAGUCGACGACACCCCCGGUAACCCUGCGCCUCUUCCCGAUUCAGGAGGAGAGGAGCUCCUCCCGAAGCCUUUUCCUCGCCAUCGCCGUUCGGCGCCGUCGCAGUAGGAGCUUCCGCCGCUGUUUCGCGUCAGAUCCGGCCCAGGACCGCCAGAUCCCGCCGCCUCCGCCAUGGAUCCCCCAUCCCCAGACCUCCUGCCGCUCGCCGGAGCCCUCAGCGCCGCCGCUGCCCUUCUUCCUGUCGAAAAGAGGAGGACGAAGCCUCUGCCUCAAGUCGUUCGAUGCGACCGCGUUGACUCCCGCUGUUUUGACCGAGCCGGCCCACAGUUUCUUUUCCAGCGAGGCCCAGCCUCCCAUCCAGCGGCACGCGAAGCCCAGCUCCCAAACCGGCCUGCUGUCUCCCCACCGAGCCAGGCCAAGGCCCGAAGUGAUCAGCCCCGCCCCUGUUGCUGUUGGGCUAGUUCUUGUUUUGGCCCUGUUUGUUUCUUCGGGUUGGUUCCGGUAACGUCGCGUUUGUGAGGACCCGUUCGACUACGUCCGUUUG
Triticum urartu is the source of this 894-nucleotide messenger RNA. The record is from RefSeq and is a predicted model, not a curated record. Lineage: Eukaryota; Viridiplantae; Streptophyta; Magnoliopsida; Poales; Poaceae.